Stylophora pistillata is the source of this 615-nucleotide messenger RNA. RefSeq names its product NLR family CARD domain-containing protein 4. The record is from RefSeq and is a predicted model, not a curated record. NCBI's taxonomy places the organism in Eukaryota, Metazoa, Cnidaria, Anthozoa, Scleractinia, Pocilloporidae.
UGCAGUGGCUUAAACCCUGAGAAGACUAAGUUAGGAGAUGUGGUUGUCUCUGCGAAACUAACAACUUAUGCAUCCAAGAUAGUAACAAGCUGUGGAGAGCAAUCAACAGGCAUGAGAAGUUAUGUGAGUAGAAAUUUUCUUGACCUGAUCAAAUGUGCAGACCAUGGAUGGAAGGCACCUUUAAAAAACCCAGAAGCUCUAGACAUCAACGUACAUUGUGAUGGAGAGUUUUUGAGUGGUCCAGAGCUGAUCAGUGCUGAAUGGCGACGGGACGAACUGGCUAAGUCCUAUCCACUGGCAACUGCAAUUGAAAUGGAGGGUGAAGGUAUAUUUGAUCCUGCAAUCGAUGAGCAGAUUGAUUGGCUGGUAGUAAAGGGAAUUGCCGAUUUUGCAGAUAGCAGAGACUGCACAUCAGAGAACUGGAGACCUUUUGCAAGUGUGAUGGCUGCUUCAGUUGUUGCAAAUAUUUUAAGCGAUUCUGUUGUGUUUCGGGGAUGGCCUCAUAAAGGUGGAAAGAGGACGUCAUCAAGCGAGUCACUGGACCAGGACAAAAAGCGUACAAAGCUGGAAGGUAUUUAUGGCACGGACUUUAGUUUAUAAUUUCUAUACUUUAUA